UUUUCUAUAUUUUAAAAAUACCAUUUUCAAGAUUAUUCACAUUUCAUUUUUCUAAGCACAAUACUACGAAUACCUUAUAAAUUUUAUUUCGUGAUAAUAAGCAAUAAAUCGCUAUAAUAAUCGGGCAUUGUUUAUUUCCACGAUAGCUAUCAAUAACCCUUAACCCUAUACAUUUACUGUAACACUGCAACAAGUUGCGGAGACUAACUAGCCGAAUCGAUCAUUAGACAAAAAAAUUCUGCGCAAGCGUUGUGAAACUAUAUCCAUGCUCUAUAUCGUAUAUCAAUUCAUGGAAAAUAUUCGAUUCAGUCGUGUUCGCGACUUCGUUGAGUGACGAUGAUGACUAUCAAAUCUGUACCGAUCGAACAAUCAAACAAAAACAAUCAUAGUCUUAGCAACUACAGUGUACAGUUAAAUCGGUGGUUUUUGAAAUCAAUAGGCACAUGGCCCCUAUCUCCGUCCACUACAAAACUCGAGAAAACUAUUUCUUUUGUUUUAAUUGUUUGUUGUUAUUGCUUUAUAUGUUUCACCGUGAUUCCUUGCUUAUUGCACGUAAUCCUAGGAGAUGAUAGUUUACGUGAGAAACUGAAAGUUCUCGGUCCACUGAGUCAUUGGUUUAUAGGUGGUAUUAAUUACACCACAUUAUUAUUACGGAAAAAGGAAAUACGCUAUUGCAUAAAACAUGUGCAGAAAGAUUGGAGAAUCGUAACGAGAAUGGAAGAUCAACAAGUAAUGAUAAAACAUGCGAAAAUAGGCCGUUAUAUAUCUAUGAUGUGUGCAGCUUUUAUGCAAGGUGGUGUUUUAUCCUAUUGCGCUGUUACUGCAUUCUCCACACAAACUAUCGUGAUCGGGAACGAAACCAGGAUUGUACAUAUGAUACCUUGUAUAGUAUACAAAAAAUUAAUCGCAACCGAUACAAGUCCUACAAAUGAAAUCGUUAUUGCAUCACAAUUCGUGUCCGGAUUCAUUGUAAAUUCGAGUGCAGUUNNUGCUGUAAGUAUCGCAGCUGUGUUCGCGGCUCAUGCUUGCGGUCAAAUAAACCUCCUGAUGGCGUGGAUCCGUCAAUUUGUGAAUCAUUCAAAUGUUCAUAAUAAGAAUGUUGGACUGGACAAGAUUAGCAAAAUUGUUCGACAUCAUCUAAGAAUUUUAAGUUUUAUAACAGGUAUCGAAAAUGUAAUGAGCGGAAUAUGUUUCAUGGAAUUGUUCAAAUGUACUGUAAAUAUAUGUAUGCUUGGAUAUUAUGUUCUUACGGCAUGGAUUGAUAAUGAUGUUCGAAAUUUAAUCGUAUGUUCAGUUAUUCUUUUCUCUAUGAUUUUUAAUAUUUUUAUAAUAUGUUAUAUCGGUGACAUAUUAACAGAACAGUGUAAAAUGAUUGGUGAAGCGGUUUAUAUGACUAAUUGGUAUUACUUACCUGGAAAAGAUAUAUUGAAUUUAAUACAGAUCAUUUUAAGAUCCAGCAUGGUGGUUAAAAUCACUGCUUAUAAGCUAGUUCAUAUGUCCAUAUAUACCUUUAGUAAUGUGAUAAAAACUGCUUUUGCUUAUUUGAAUUUAUUACGUCAAAUGACUUAAUAGAAUACAUUCUUAAAAUAUGAAUACAUAAACUUGUAUUAAAAAUA
Molecule: messenger RNA, 1616 nt
Organism: Apis dorsata (giant honeybee)
Lineage: Eukaryota; Metazoa; Arthropoda; Insecta; Hymenoptera; Apidae
Product: odorant receptor 4-like
Exons: 6
Coding region: 337-1569 (410 amino acids)
Biological process (GO): sensory perception of smell; detection of chemical stimulus involved in sensory perception of smell
Cellular component (GO): plasma membrane
Molecular function (GO): olfactory receptor activity; odorant binding
Source: RefSeq, a predicted model, not a curated record